UCUCAAAGCCGAGCACCGCCCUACAAAAAAAGGCUGUCACCUGUCACUUUUUGUAACCUAAAAAAUUUAAAAUUUUAAUAACAAAAUAAAAUAUUUUUAUAGAUUUCGUUCUGUAAUGGACAACAAAGUAUUUUUACUCUCUUAUACUUCAAAAGAGGAGUAUAAUCAAACAGGUGUAAUAAAAAUUCCUUUGGAAUCACUAUUAACUUUCCUAAUACACAAAUAUUGCCAGUCCGACGAUGUAAAGCUGAACUUUGUGUAUACGACUAAUAAUACAGACACAGUAUUAUUAGACCUACCAGAAAAAAGUAUCGAGUUCAUUGAAAGUAACAAAAUUCCUUGGCAAGUGACUUCAUGUGUGUACCCGACGGCUUUCUAUGGGAAUACAAUAAUCACUGGAUUAUGUGCGGUUUCGCGACAUUUAUGUAAAUAUAGAACAUCCCCGCACUCCCCCAGCGAGUCUGAAGAUGGUUUACUUGGUUUUAGAAAAGGUUGCCUUCAAGCCCCUAAUGAAGUGUCAAUUUGGACAAAGUUCUGUGAAAUUGAUCUAAUAUACUCUAUCAGAGGUUUACUGCUUGAGGAAACUAUAUUAGAAAUACCAAAAAGUCUUGUAAGAUUCGAAAACCAUUUAAAGAAACCAGUCAGAAUACAUAAUGUACAUAAAAUAGCAAGGAAUUUGAAGAAAGAGACUCUAUUGGAUAAAGGCACCUUAGAGAAUUUAACUAACAAGAAAAAUGAUAAUAAACCAAUAGACAGGACCCCUAAAAAUAGAAAGUGGAAAUCAAAUGUCAAGAAAGAGUCCGGAGCAAGAAUAGAAGAUGUUGCUCAUCAAUUUGCUGAGGGUCCAUUUUUUACUCUCGCUGACUUGGUUCUACUGCCUUUAUAUUCAAUAGUAAUAAAAAGUAUUGGAGAUAAAGUUAUAAAAUCAUUGUUACCAACAACCUAUGAAUGGUAUUUGAAUGUAAAAAGUAUGCAAGAACUUCAAAAUAUAAAUAAUUUGAUGCAGAAAAUUGAUGUUAAGGCUGUAACAGUAAAAAACUUGGAGUUACCACAUGCAGACAAUGUCAGUCUUUACAAAUCUGAUCCUAAAAGACUAAACCCUAAAAAGAGAUUGUUCACAAAACCAGAAGAUAUAGAAAAUGCCUUAAGUAUAUUGGUAGAAGGAAUGGAAUUAGGUUUAAGUGAUUUCAGUUUUGAUAAAACUCAUGAUUGGAGUACCAUUCCCGAAGGAGCCAACCCAGCGGCUGGCCACUUGCCAGAUGAAAGAGUUACCAGAAAGUCUCAACAGCUAGAAAACUUAUGUCUCGCUGUUCUAGGAAUGGCAAAAGCUGGUGAUAUUAUUGUAGACUUCUGUAGUGGCAGUGGACAUUUAGGAAUCCUCAUUGCAUAUUUACUUCCUAAAUGUACGGUCAUCCUUCUAGAGAAUAAAGAGCAAUCCCUUUCAAGGGCACGUGAUAGAGUCAUUGAAAUGGGUCUUCGAAAUGUGUAUUUCUUCCAAUGCAAUUUAGAUUUCUUUAUUGGUAAAUUUGACAUAGGAAUAGCCUUACAUGCAUGUGGGAUUGCAAGUGAUUUGGUUUUGGACAAAUGUUUGAAUGCAAAUGCCAAGUUUGUUAUAUGUCCAUGUUGCUAUGGAUCAUUACAUGCGACUGAUAGGCUUGUUUAUCCCAGGAGUGCCAUGUUUAAGAGAAUGACUAUUGGCCAAUAUUUGUGUAUUGGCCACGCUGCUGAUCAAACUCAUGAAGAACACCCGCUUACAGUCAGAGGGGCAAGAUGCAUGGCAAUUAUAGAUUCAGACAGAGCAAGAUUGGCUGAAGAGUUUGGCUUCAAAGUUACUUUGUCAAGAUUAAAACCUUUGUCGUGUACUCCGAAAAACAACCUACUUAUAGGUGUACCAUGUUAGAAUAAGAGUCACAUACUAUAAAAAACUUUUUAAUAAGAUAAAAAUAUUUUUUGUACUACUAUAAAGUCUUUCAAUUAUAUAAAAUUGGAAAGUAAACAAACACCUUGGUUUUCAUAAGAACCAUACAUUUCUAUAUUGUUUUUAACAUGAGUAUAAACUAAAUAAGUAUUUUAUAUAAUUAUUAAUAAACCUUAGGAAUAAAAUUAUAAUUAACAUGCAUACUUAACAAGGGCCUAUAAAUAGAACUGCUGAAGAGUGUUGUUGGUAUUUACCAUCAAACAUUACCAUUUUACAAGAUUAAAAGAUAAUAUUUUUGAUUUUUGUUUUUUUUUU
Molecule: messenger RNA, 2233 nt
Organism: Bicyclus anynana (squinting bush brown)
Lineage: Eukaryota; Metazoa; Arthropoda; Insecta; Lepidoptera; Nymphalidae
Product: glutathione S-transferase C-terminal domain-containing protein homolog
Exons: 1
Coding region: 116-1900 (594 amino acids)
Source: RefSeq, a predicted model, not a curated record